AUGGAAAGCGGCAGCCCCAGCGGCGACCUCGAAGCACUCCCUCGCACCAAACAACGCUGGAAGCGAGGAUUCAUUGAACUGACGUUUCUGUCACAACAGUGGCGGCAGCAAGAGAACCCUCCCUUGUAUGCCUUUUGGAUGGCCUCCUCGGAAGUGGAUCAAAAGUUCCUCGGAUAUUUUGCAAAAGUCAUAACUACGGAAAAUAAUUAUCUUUCAAGUUUCUUGUUUCGCGUUUUGGGUCUAUCGGUGAUUCUCGCCGAAAAGCUACUUCAAGCGCGUCGGGCCAAGCGGCUUGACCCGGUCCGCGACCCAAAAGCAAGAUAUCUCAUUCAUCAUAUUCUAUGGCUGGCCCGAGAGGGAUCGGUCAUGGUGGAACAAUAUGUGCUUCCUAUGGUGGGCAACUAUCUUGAGCUCCGAGUGUUGUGCUAUAAGCUCAAAGCGUCCUUCUAUCACAUUUUCGUCCUCUUCCACAAUGAACCUCCGGUUAAUGAUCGUAUCACCCGCUCAAAAUCCGGUACCAUUUCUCUAUUUCCAGAUCCAUUAUCGCCAAAGUUGUCGUCGAAAACACCCACCACCACAACAUCUCCAACAAAUGGCCGUCAGCGAUCACCAGCCAUCAGCCUAGGCGGCCCAGUUGGCGGAACUACGUUCACGCGGACACCACCAGGUCUCCCAUUACCUACACGCCCUUAUUCUAAUGGAUUCAACGACGGGAAUGCUACGGCAACCUUUCUCCUUCCCUUGCAGGAUUACCGGCCUCUGGCAUCGCAAGCAUUUCGUGAAGCAAAUGAAUUGGCUGAGCGAUUAUUGCCGGGAUCUCAUCCAGUGCGAUUAUCGGUAAAAGUCGAAUAUGUGGCAUACGUAUACGAUUGCCUGCACGAGGCGGAAGCGUCACGUCGUAUGGCCCGACUGGCCAUCAGGCAUGUGUACGAAGCACAGGAAGGAAUGGACGAUGACUCUUUCGAGGAUGCUGCCGAGAUGGUGGGCAUUCUGGGCAAGAUGAUGAAGCGCGGAUUAGGGGGAGGGGGAGGAGGCAGUUCCGGGAGCCAGCAGCAGCAAAGUCAAACUCAACCACAAAGUAGAGGAGCUUCUGGCCCUGGCACGAGUAGUGGAACGAACAGGAGAUAUGUCGUCGAAUCCCCCGCUAAAUCUCAACAGCCGACGACAUGGGUGUAG
Exophiala spinifera is the source of this 1176-nucleotide messenger RNA. RefSeq lists its product as uncharacterized. Bases 1 to 1176 code for a protein of 391 amino acids. The transcript is spliced from 2 exons. The record is from RefSeq and is a predicted model, not a curated record. NCBI's taxonomy places the organism in Eukaryota, Fungi, Ascomycota, Eurotiomycetes, Chaetothyriales, Herpotrichiellaceae.